CCCCGCCGCGUCAUGCCUGGCGCCGCUCGGCUCUAGAGCCCGGGGCCACCAUCCUCGCCUGCCUGAAGCCGCGCCCACCGCCCAGAGCCAGAGGGAUGGUGGUAGUCACGGGGCGGGAGCCAGACAGCCGUGCGCCCGACGGCGCCAUGUCCAGCUCCGACGCCGAGGACGACUUUCUGGAGCCGGCCACACCGACGGCCACGCAGGCCGGGCCCGCGCUGCCCCUGCUGCCCCAGGAGUUUCCUGAGGUCGUUCCCCUGAACAUUGGAGGAGCCCACUUCACCACGCGCCUGUCCACGCUGCGGCGCUAUGAGGACACCAUGUUGGCGGCCAUGUUCAGUGGGCGGCAUUACAUCCCCACAGAUUCAGAGGGUCGCUACUUCAUUGACCGCGAUGGCACACACUUUGGAGAUGUGCUGAACUUCCUGCGCUCGGGGGAUCUGCCUCCGCGGGAGCGCGUGCGGGCAGUGCACAAGGAGGCCCAGUUCUAUGCCAUCGGGCCACUCCUGGAGCAGCUGGAGGACAUGCAGCCGCUGAAGGGCGAGAAGGUGCGCCAGGCCUUCCUGGGGCUCAUGCCCUACUACAAAGAGCACCUGGAGCGGAUUGUGGAGAUCGCCCGGCUGCGUGCCGUGCAGCGCAAGGCCCGCUUUGCCAAGCUCAAGGUCUGUGUCUUCAAGGAGGAGAUGCCGGUCACCCCGUACGAAUGCCCACUCCUCAGCUCCCUGCGCUUUGAGCGUGGCGACAGCGACCGGCAGCUACUGGAGCACCACUGUGAGGUGGACGUGUCCUUUGGGCCCUGGGAGGCUGUGGCUGAUGUCUACGACCUGCUGCACUGCCUGGUCACCGACCUGUCAGCACAGGGUCUCACGGUGCACCACCAGUGCAUCGGUGUGUGUGACAAGCAUCUGGUCAACCACUACUACUGCAAGCGCCCCAUCUAUGAGUUCAAGAUCACCUGGUGGUGAGUAGCUGGGGCCUGCACCCUCCUGGGUGAUGACACGGACGGAGGCUCUGCUCCAAGGGACAGAUGCAGCUGCAGUUGGCCCUCGGCCCUCAGUGUGUGCUGAGGCUCAGCAGCCCUCAUGGGCACAGGGGACCGGUGAGUGUUUGUUACCUGCUCCACCUUUCAAGAAUGUCUUCCCAUGUUAGAGCCUCGUUGCUGACAGUGCCCUGUUGAGGCAUCCCUUCUGUGCUUUGUGGAGCACAAGGUGUUUGCCCUGCUGAAGAAGAGCACGUUUUCCUCCCAGUGUACUCCUCCUCCCAAAGAGUAGUCCCUCAGUUGUCUAAGGAUGCAGAAAGGCCCUCUCCCCAGCCCGGGUCCCUCACCACUCUCUGGAGACUCAACCUGGGUUGCAGAGCCCCGUACCAGUCUGGCCUUAGAAAACUACCAUGUUUACAGCCCUGCCUCAGGGCCUGGGCUCCUGCCUUCCACCAGCCACCCCGCCUUCUCCCAGCUGCUAUGAUCCCUGAAGAUGAGCGACAAGACACCUGGGGCUCCUGCCACCUGAAGUGUGACACUGAGCGAUCCCUGAUCUGCAAGGAGUGUUCCCAUUUGGGGAAGGAGAGGCAGGGCUGGUGGGAGCCCCGGCUGCAGAAAGAAAGUGGCAGAGCCCCUGCCUGUGAGUCCCAGGCUGCAGUGGGGAUGACUGUGUGGCGGCCAUGUGCUCCUGCUGGCCACAUUCUGGACUGCUCAGCCUGUGGAGGGGAGUGGCAUGCUUCAGCACAGUGCAACAACCCAGCUGUUGAAGAGAGAUUUUCUAUCUGUAAAACAGGUGACUUGGUCUAAGGGAAAGUCAGGCAAUGUGGAGGAAGGAAGGGUGGAAGACAGCACCUCUUGAAGAAGAGAAUGUUCCCCCAGGGCUGGAGGUGAGCCUGGACAUUUGUUGUGUGAGGGGCUCUAACUUUGAGCCCCUGUUUCACUCUUCUGUAGGAGAACAUGGGUGGGGAUGGGUCUCAGAGCAAAGGCCUGCCCUCUGUGUUCUCUCAUCUCAGUGUGGUUCUCAUAAACAAAUGCUGCUCUCUCUUCUGGGGCCCAUGACUCUACUUGGCAUGUAACACCGUGACUCUUUUUCUUUCUUUCUUUUUUUAUAAUGGUGCUGGGGAUUGAACCCAGGGUCCCAUACAUGCAGACAAGUGUUAUGCCAACUGAGCCAAGCUCCUUCCCCUUUGCUUUAGUUGUUCAUAAGGUAGAAUCUCAUUAAUGUCACCCAGAUUGGCCUUGAACUAUUGAUCCUUCUGCCUCUGCCUCCUGAGUAGCUCUGAUUUCAGGGGUGUGC
Messenger RNA from Dipodomys ordii (Ord's kangaroo rat), 2276 nucleotides. It is a transcript of the gene Kctd7, whose product is annotated as potassium channel tetramerization domain containing 7. Gene Ontology annotation, biological process: protein homooligomerization. The record is from RefSeq and is a predicted model, not a curated record. Bases 96 to 965 code for a protein of 289 amino acids. Gene Ontology annotation, molecular function: protein binding. The transcript has 4 exons. NCBI's taxonomy places the organism in Eukaryota, Metazoa, Chordata, Mammalia, Rodentia, Heteromyidae.